Molecule: messenger RNA, 2157 nt
Organism: Sparassis crispa
Lineage: Eukaryota; Fungi; Basidiomycota; Agaricomycetes; Polyporales; Sparassidaceae
Product: Meiotically up-regulated gene 70 protein
Exons: 6
Coding region: 1-2157 (718 amino acids)
Molecular function (GO): protein binding
Source: RefSeq, a predicted model, not a curated record
AUGUCACGAAUUCCUGUCCCCUCCCACUCUCCCUCCUACAAUCGUAGCGCGGGCGCACCGACCUCUACUUCUCCAAUACCCUUUCCCGACCGUGCCGUUUCUCCCUUCCCUGGUUCCACUCGUCACCAGUUGUCCACAACCAUGUCGACGCUGUCCAGCUCCGUUGCAGAGACCAGGAAGAAACAGUCCAAGCGGGAUGAGGCUAUUCGCAAGAAGAUAGAGUCGGAGCUCUCGCGGAAACGUACGAUCUCGACCACCCAGAUCCAGCACUCCCGCAAGCGCGGGACGAAGGCCAGUGUGCAGAAGGGCACCGUCGCCGCGCUCAAGCCGAGUCCCGCGUUGACCGUGCCCGAGAGCAUCACGGUCUCGGAAGCCAGCCAGCUGUGCGCGGCGAAGAGGACCGACUGUGUGCUUGUAGUCGACGACGACGAAGGCCUGAGUGGGAUUUUUACCGCCAAAGAUUUAGCUUAUCGGGUGACUGCUGAUGGUUUGGACCCCCAUACUACUCAGGUUAGCGCGAUAAUGACGCGUGGCCCGAUGGUUACGCGUGAUACCACCAGUGCUACUGAGGCAUUGCAGUUGAUGGUGCAAAGACACUUCAGGCAUCUGCCUGUGUGUAAUGAAGAAGGCAAUGUCGUUGGCCUUCUCGAUAUCACCAAGGUCUUCCAUGAGGCACUCGACAAAGUGGAGCGCAGUUCCUCUGCUUCUGAGAAACUGUACGCUGCUCUCACGGGCGUGCAGUCUGAAUUGGGUGGUGGAAUGGGUGCCAAUCCCCAAGCUGCUGCCAUGUUGUCCUACGUCGAAGCGCUGCGCGAGAAGACUGCGCUACCCGACCUUUCCAGUGUCAUGGACUCCCGCACUCAGCCCGCGACUGUCGGCCCGAAGACUACCGUCAGAGACGUCGCGAAGCUGAUGAAGGAGAGGCGCACCACCGCGGUCUGCGUGAUGGAGACACCUACGGUCCCGCCCGGCGCCCCUGCUGCGGCUCCGAAGAUUGCUGGCAUCUUCACCAGUAAAGAUAUUGUGCUGCGUGUGAUAGCGGCUGGAUUAGACUCGUCCAGAUGUAGUGUUGUGAGAGUUAUGACCCCACAUCCCGAUACCGCUCCUCCUACUUUGACGUGCCACGAGGCGCUGAAGAAGAUGCACAACGGUCAUUAUCUGAAUUUGCCCGUCGUUGAAGCUGACGGGCGCCUGGUUGCCAUCGUCGACGUGUUGAAAUUGACUUAUGCAACGCUUGAACAGAUGAAUGCGAUCACGGCUGAGACCGCUGGAGAGGGUGAAGCCGAAGGCGGACCGAUGUGGGGUCGCUUCUUCGAAUCCCUUGGCACGAACGAAGACUCCGAGUCUGCGCUGUCGGGCUCCGCCUUCCACACCGAUCUACACUCUCGUCACCUGUACAGGACCAUGUCUCACGCCCUACAAUCUCCAUACUCGGAAGUGCACCCCAACGACUCUGCUUCCGUUGGCGAGGAGGAGGACGCUGUCUCCGCUCUGGACGGGUACCCGAAGAAGCGCGGCGAGACGGCUACGUCAGUGACCGGUCCUUCAGGACCUGCUCCGCCCGUCGACGACGGGACGUACGUCUUCAAGUUCCGCACCCCCAGUGGACGUACCCACAGAUUCCAGGCCCGCAGCGAUAACGUGGAGAACUUGCGCGACAUCGUUGGCGGAAAGCUCGCCACCGAUCCAUUUUUCACGAAUUACAGGAGUCAAAACCCUUCCGAGCCCCCUCCGGAUCCAUCAGACUUCCUGCUGUCGUACACGGACGCGGACGGCGAUGUUGUACUGAUCACCUCGGACUCGGACGUGUCGGACGCAGUGAAGAUUGCGAGGGCGGCUCAUGAUGAUCGCGUCGUCCUGUACCUCCAGGGUGGGAAAGGCUGGGCAGAAGAAAUGGCUGAGAAGAGCGCGGCUGCACGUGCCGCUGAGGCCGCCGCCGCUGCUGAGCGCGAGAAGGAGUUAGAGAAGGCGGCGGAGGUGGCAGCGGUUGUAGCAGCCGCCCCCGAACCGGUCCCCCAGGCACAUCCCCAACCCGUGCACCACCAUGAGGAGGACUUGGUGUUGGGCGUCCCGAAAGAUCUGUUGCUACCCGCCAGCAUAGGUGCCUUGGCUGCGGUCAUUUUGGGCGUUUUCACGAUUUCUCGGCUUACUCGGUAA